AUGCGGCAGUCGUUGACCAAGGGUCGAGAAAUUAUGUUGCCCAAGUGGCAGCCGGAUUCAGAGGUCUCUGGGUGUCCAAUAUGCUCGAGGCAAUUCACAUUCUGGUUUCGGAAACACCAUUGCAGAAAAUGUGGUCGGGUUGUCUGCGCCAACUGCUCUCCGCAUCGAAUCACCAUUCCCCGACAGUUUAUAGUCCAUCCACCCGAGUCUGCGCAGAGUGAAUCUACUAUUGGCCGAAGCAAUUCUCUCGUAAUCGACCUGACGGGUGAAGAUGGAUCUUCGGCUCGUCCAGAAAUACAGCCAACAUGGAUCAAUUCACAGCGAAUGUCGAAUCCUGGCCUUGGUGGGGGAGAAGAGGUCCGAUUAUGCAACCCUUGCGUUCCAGACCCUCAACCUAGUCGACAUGCCACGAUGGAUCUUGCAGAAUUUCUGCGUCAAGGUCGCACGCAGAACGAGGCCGGAACAACUCUGCAGCAACCGCAACGACGUCGGUCGCUGCAUCUCGACUCCGGCCAGUCCAGUCUAUACAGCCAGCAUUUGCCGUUGAGCGAAGCGAGAGAAUUACGACGUCAAAGGGGACGGGGGAUGAUAUUCCAGCCUGCUGGCGAGGACCUGAACACCAUCCAGACCAGAGCAGAAGAGAUUCCUGAUGAAAGCCUCCCAGCGUACGGAAAUUUCAACUACACCGUCAUCCCCAGUUAUGGCAGACGGGACGGUCCUCCACGCUAUCAUUCCAAUCUUGGUCCGACCUUCUCGCCCCCAGGAUAUACCUCUGUUGGGACGAGCGCAGCAUCAGCGCACAGCCGUGAACGGCCCCAUUCUGGACCUCUAUUGCCUGGCACCGCAUCUGCUCAUCUGUCCCGUUCCAACUCGAACCAUUUGCCAGCACACUCUCGAUACUCAUCCAUGGAUGCCAUGUCGAGAAUGACAUCUUCUAUGAGCAACCGACCUCGAGUAAGAUCGAUGCUUGAUGCAGAUCCAGGAUUCCGACGUUUCAUGGACCAGAUGUCAUCCUCAGCCUCUGCUCGGCCUCAUCAUCCUCCCGGGCCACGAUUACAAGAAAGUGAUAUCUGCCCGGUCUGCCGCGAUGCUUUGCCUUCCAUAGGUGCUGACGGUGAUGAAACGGCAAGGGAAGCUCAUGUCAUGGAAUGCAUCGCUGCUCGGGACCCUUCAUCGCCAGGCUCGACGUCAUCAAGACGACGAUCUAUGGCGCAUUCUCCGUCGACAGCACUUGUUCGAAUGUUGCCAUUUACAGCUUCCGAGAAGGAUUGUGUCGGCGAAGACGGCACGACUCAGGAAUGCUCGAUCUGCUUUGUCGAGUAUGAUGUGGGAGAUCAGCUGGCGAGGCUGGAAUGCCUGUGCAAGUUUCACAGGACAUGCAUAGUGGAAUGGUUCUCUAGGAAGCAAGAGUGCCCGGUGCAUAAGAUUGCUUGA
This is a messenger RNA of Endocarpon pusillum Z07020, 1434 nucleotides long. RefSeq lists its product as uncharacterized. The coding region runs from base 1 to 1434 and encodes 477 amino acids. The record is from RefSeq and is a predicted model, not a curated record. NCBI's taxonomy places the organism in Eukaryota, Fungi, Ascomycota, Eurotiomycetes, Verrucariales, Verrucariaceae. The transcript is spliced from 3 exons. Gene Ontology annotation, molecular function: metal ion binding.